GUAGUCCCCUCCCGCGGACUUUGCGACAGUGCCGUAAGGCAGCCCCUCGCACCGUCGCGACUCCGCUGUGCGUGCGGUAGCCGCCGGACGGAAGCCAUGGCGGCCUUGCGACCGCCGAGGAGGUUCCUCCUUCGUCUCUGCCGCGCUUUCUCCGGCGGCGGCUGCCAGCUCGUCCCCGAGCGCGGCGGUGAGCGCAGGGAUGCCGCGCCGAGCCGGGUCUCAAGAUUCUGCCCUCCAAGAAAAUCUUGCCAUGAUUGGAUAGGACCCCCAGAUAAAUAUUCAAACCUUCGACCUGUUCACUUCUACAUCCCUGAAAAUGAAUCACCAUUGGAACAAAAGUUAAGAGAAUUAAGACAAGAAACACAAGAAUGGAACCAACAGUUCUGGGCAAACCAGAAUUUGACUUUUCUUAAGGAAAAAGAAAAAUUUAUUGACUCAAGACUAAAAGCCAAAGGCCUGGAACUGAGAGCUGAAUCAGGUCAAAAAGCAACAUUGAAUGCAGAAGAAAUGGCUGACUUUUACAAGGAAUUUUUAAGUAAAAAUUUUCAGAAGCACAUGUAUUAUAACAGGUAGAAGUUGCUAUCAGCUUAGUGUUUGCACUUUUAAAUAAAAAUGACAGCUUCAAGUUACUUGCAUGGCAGCCCUAUAGCAGCUUGCACCCCUAGUGCAUAGACAGUGGGUUCACAGCACUUCCCACUGAAAGGAGCCUGGACUCCAUGGAGGAGCACAGUCUGGGGCAGGAGCAGCACGAGAGGAGUCGAGACAUCUUGUGUUUGAAAGAGAGGAAGCUCGGAGCCCAGCGGGGUCGUGUGAGAACAGCACAGAAGGCGACUCGCGGGGCUCCCGUAGGCCAGAGGCAAAGCCAUUGUAGCCACACAAAGAAAAUGACGGCUGUGGAUUAAAAAUCUAUCAAAUACACUAACAUCUUUGCGAUCAUAAUGACACUGAGUGGCUCACAGGCACCGCGGGGUAUUGCUAGGCAGCCAACCCAUGGUUCUGAAAAUCCAUUAGUGAAGGAGCGCCUCCAAAGAACAGUCACCUCUCCUGCCUUUCCUGCACCGACUGGAUUCCAGGGUAGCCAAACGAAGGAGCAUUUUUCUUGGUAGAAGAAUGACAGCUGACGGAGGAGUGCUGGAGUUAGAUCUGGGCCUGAUCACCCCGCAGCUGCUAACCGCUCGGCAGCAGGGCUGAUGGGCACUUCAUAAUGGACGGGUCGGGCUGAUCGCACCUGAACCCCUGGUUCCUCUUUGCACUGUGCGGAGUGGGGCAGCGGCCUGCCUGCACUUCUGUGAGGUGUCCUUACCAAACAAGGGGACUGCAGUCUGGCAGGCCUCCGGGUCUAAUACCAGGUUACAGGAACAAGAUAAAAGGGUGUGUUGGGGGGGGUGGAGAGAGCAGGUCACAGACCGUGCUUAAAUCGUAGCCUGAAGAUACAGUCCCAGAUGUUGGAAAUUCUGCAAGACAGACGAUCCAGUUUCAACCAGUAACUAGGAUUAAAAAAAAAAAAAAGGACAGCUUAAAGUUAUUUGCAUGGCAGCCCUAAAGCAGCUUGCACCCUUAGUGCGUAGACAGUGGGUUCUACACGGGGGAGCUAAUAUUAUAGGAUAAAAGAGGCUUCAUGCAGUGUGUAGACAAUGUUUGGAUCCUAAUACAGGCAAACCACCUAUAAAAAGGUAUUUUUGACAAUCAGUCAAAGAAAACCGAACAGUGACUGUGUAUUAGGUUGUAUAGAUAAGUUAUUGUUCAUUUUAUCAGAUACAAUGAUGGUAUUGUGGUUAGGUGUUUUUAAAAAAGGUUUUGACGAUACAUAGUGAUGUGUAUUCCUAGGUGUGACGACAGGACGUGGCGUUUGAGAUUUGCUGUGACAUUCAUAGGGCAAUGGCCAGGCCGGAUGGGCGGGUGGGGCAGGGUCUAGACAGUGGGGUGAUCGUCGAGUCUGGAGAAGCUCUUGAGUGACACUCAGGCAUAAAGCCCAGUCCUGCAGCGUCCAGAGUCUGUUGCUAAUGCUGUCAUGUGUCACUCUGAGCUAGCUGAGUUAUUCAGUCAAGCCAGUAUUAGUUAGAUUUCCCUGGACCUUUGAUUUCUGGCGUGGACACGGCAUGUUUGCAUCUUGCUUCCUCUCCGGUAAGCUUGAUGUUUUCCGUGUGGCACUCUGAGUAGAGAGAGGGUCGGACAGCAGUAGAGCCUGCGCGCUCCCCCUCUGUGCCCGCACCACCUCCUGCCCCUGCUUUCCUUACGGAAGUGGGAACAGCUGAGUUUGUCUUUUCCACUCUCCCAGUUCAGGUUGUCUGUAUCGGUGGAGUGGAAUCUGGCUUUUCCCUAGUAACCUAAGAACUUUAAUCUCGGUGGGAUACCAGUUUUCUUUUUUCCGGAAGCCUUUUUUAUUUAUUUAGGGCGUUGCUUCCCAUUUAUAGCAUCAUUGAAGUGGAUAGAAACGUAAGGAUCGUUCUCGUGUGGAGAGGGGUUUUCUGUCCAGCUGUGCAAAGGCUCCAGGAAACGGGCAUUUUUGCCUCUUGCUACUGCUUCACUCAAGCCCUUGGUUAUUCUCCAUUCUUCUAUGCUGAGAUCCAGUCAGCCGUUUGAGUCCAGUCUGGAAUAGCAGUUCCAUGUCCCUCAUUAGCUCAUUUGGACCCAAAGCACUGGCACUUGCUGGCAUUUCAGCUUCCAAGGGCUCAGCACUGAGAGUCUGGAAUGUGUGCUUUCCGUUGUGGAAACUUGCCAAGUUUUGCCCAUUCAGCUGCUGACAAUGUGGUGAAUUUGCAAGUUCUGACAUGUUCUGUAGAGUAAUUCACAGGCAAGUGAGCCUAUGACAGCGUGUAACUCCAUCCCAGUAUUUGUAUGAGAAGUUCUGGAAUAUCCCUUUCGAGACACAAGUUACCCAAAAGUUCAGAUCAUCAAGAAAAAGAAGAUAAUGAAACUUGAUGAUGUUGGCACCUGCGAUAAGUUAGCUUCUCAAGACGGAGUGCUUUUGUCAUGUGCUUCUUAUGCAAUUAAGGUGCCAAAGCCUGGGGGUCCCCACUGAGUUCUUGCAGAGCCUCCAGUCCUUCUCUGAGAGGUUACGCCCCCAUCGCUCUACAGUUGUGUCUCUGAGAGAAUGCCGCUGGGCUCUGGGGGCCCCAAGGCUUCCGAGAGCUCUUUCUGUGUCUUCUAGCAAAAACUGAGGAAGGCUGCAGCAGCCUCCAGGAGUGGGAAAAGCGGGGUCGGGGUGCCCUGGGCACAUCAGCCUGAUGAAAAUCCGGGUGGAAGGCAGGCAGGCUUUUACGGGCAGUCUAGCUUUAAAGAGGGCGGGGAAUGGCAGAGAUGGUGGGGAAGGGUGGAAGAGGAGACAGUCGGAUGCCUGAGCGUGGGUCACGUGUGCUUGUGCUGUUCUUCUUCAGGGACUGGUACAAGCGUAAUUUUGCCAUCACCUUCUUCAUGGGAAAAGUGGCCCUGGAGAGGAUUUGGAACAAGCUUAGACUGAAACGAAAGAAGACCAGCAAUUAGGAGCCCACCCUGACCCACCCGCCCAGCGUCUAAGUUUCCACGAGAAGCAGCUGCUUAUAGGAGCUCGUUUUACGAGGGCUCUAAGAGCUGUGUGUGCAGGGCAGGCUGGGAGGACGCGGGUCCUGGUGCGCUGUGGCCCACGUGGCUCCGUCCUGACUGUGGAUUCCAAGCUGGCUCUUGGUCAUGGAAGUGAUGUUAAAUAAAACCCAAGCACUGUG
Molecule: messenger RNA, 3701 nt
Organism: Lagenorhynchus albirostris (white-beaked dolphin)
Lineage: Eukaryota; Metazoa; Chordata; Mammalia; Artiodactyla; Delphinidae
Product: cytochrome c oxidase assembly factor 8
Exons: 5
Coding region: 97-573 (158 amino acids)
Biological process (GO): intrinsic apoptotic signaling pathway
Cellular component (GO): mitochondrion
Source: RefSeq, a predicted model, not a curated record